Messenger RNA from Striga hermonthica, 1161 nucleotides. Lineage: Eukaryota; Viridiplantae; Streptophyta; Magnoliopsida; Lamiales; Orobanchaceae. The record is from the annotation of a GenBank genome assembly.
AUGAUGAACGGUGGAUCAGUGAGGCGAUUGUUAGGGUUUAGCAGGCAAAGUGAACUGGCUUCCAAGAGUGACAUCUGGAUUUUAGGAUGUUGCUAUCAGAUUGCCCAGGAUGGCGAGGAUUCAUCUAAUCCAACACAUAGCGAAGAUUUUGCUGCAUUCGUUGAGGAUUUCUCGUCCCGGAUCCUCAUCACGUAUCGUAAAGGAUUUUCCCCCAUUAUGGAUACCAAGUACACCAGCGACAUAAACUGGGGGUGCAUGCUUCGAAGCAGUCAGAUGCUUGUUGCUCAGGCAUUUCUUGUUCACAAAUUAGGGAGAUCAUGGAGGAAAUAUCCUCACAAGCCACUCGACCCACAUUACAUUGAAAUAUUGCAUCUUUUUGGGGAUGGGGAAGACUCACCUUUUUCCAUACACAAUCUUCUCCAAGUGGGAAAGAGUUAUGGUCUUGCCCCUGGAUCAUGGGUGGGACCCUAUGCCAUGUGUCGCACAUGGGAAAGUUUGUUACGGGAUAAGAGAAAGGAGAGAGAUAGUGGGAUAUUGUCUUCAAUGGUGACUUUAUAUGUGGUUUCUGGUGAUGAAGAUGGGGAAAGGGGUGGAGCUCCUGUGCUCUGCAUUGAGCAUAUAGCCCGACAUUGUUCGGAGUUUGGAGGAAGCCAAGUUGGUUGGGCUCCUGUCAUUUUGAUGGUUCCUUUGGUUUUAGGACUGGAGAAAGUCAAUCCUAGGUAUCUCCCACUUCUGAGUGCGACAUUCACAUUUCCACAAAGCCUCGGCAUUUUGGGUGGAAGACCUGGUGCGUCAACUUACAUAAUCGGAGUGCAAGAUGAAAAUGCAUUCUAUCUGGACCCACAUGAAGUUCAACAGGUAGUUGACACUAAGGGAGAUAAUCUAGAUUUGGAUACUUCAUCUUACCACUGCAAUGUUGUCAGACAUAUUCCUCUUGAUUCUAUCGAUUCAUCUUUGGCACUAGGAUUUUAUUGCAGGGACAAGAGUGACUUUGAUGAUUUUUGUGAACGCGCAUCAGAACUAAUUGGUCAAUCAAACGGUGCCCCGUUAUUUACCAUAGCCAAUAAGCAUGUUGCACUUAGAGAUAACGAGCCUCAUGAUUAUUAUAAUCGGCUGGUAACUGGUGAAUCAGAAGAUGAUGAAGACUGGCAGCUCCUCUGA